Messenger RNA from Punctularia strigosozonata HHB-11173 SS5, 2062 nucleotides. RefSeq names its product MFS general substrate transporter. NCBI's taxonomy places the organism in Eukaryota, Fungi, Basidiomycota, Agaricomycetes, Corticiales, Punctulariaceae. Gene Ontology annotation, biological process: transmembrane transport. Bases 125 to 1924 code for a protein of 599 amino acids. The record is from RefSeq and is a predicted model, not a curated record. The transcript is spliced from 10 exons. Gene Ontology annotation, molecular function: transmembrane transporter activity.
CGCCCCCUCUGACUCGGCCCUCGCUGUGGACACGGUGGAUCUCUAGGCCCACUGGUGUUGGUUUCCGACUCGGACUGGGGGAGUCUACACAAAAAGUCUGACUUAACGACCGGGGACUACCAUCAUGACCUCGGGCGCGACGGACGACGCGACGAAUGGUCGCCACCACCUUCAUGCCAUUCAUGAACAUCAGAGGUUCGACUCGUACGCAUAUGCCGAGGAGCACGAAGAGGUGAACGUACCCGCUGCGAUGGGGUCUGGCCUACCUCCACCGGCGGAGCUCGCUCGGAUCGGUUCGCACCUGCCAGAAGAGCCCGCUUCGGUCGACGUUCAGGAUGAAAAGUCGGAGAACCACCUUGCAAAGACGAUCGACGUCUCCGACGCGGAAAAGGUCGACACCAAAGACAUCUACGACAAAUUCUCUCCGGCCAAGAAACGCUUGAUCGUCAUCGUCGUAUCCGUCUCGGCUCUGCUAGCUCCAUUCACGUCUUCGGCAUUCCUUCCCUCGAUACCGCAAAUUGCGAACGAUCUAAACGUUUCGCAGUCCGUCGUGAACUACACCGUCGCGAUUUUCCUUGUCAGCAUCGGCGUCGCCCCUCUGGUAUGGGCACCUUACGCGACGAUCUACGGGCGGCGUCCCAUAUAUCUUGUGUCACUACCCAUCUUCGUCGUCGCUUCUAUAGGCGUUGCACUGUCUCGUUCGUUAGUGGCGUUGAUCAUCACGAGGAUCAUACAGGGUGCUGGCUCUUCGUCGGUGCUCUCCGUCGGAGCCGGGACUAUCGGAGACAUCUAUCGACCGACGGAGCGUGGACGCGCCAUGGGUGUUUUUUACGCUGGCGUGCUCGUCGGACCAUCAUUGGCCCCGCUGAUCGCGGGGAUUAUGACCGAAUAUGUCCCGCCCGUCUAUCCCGGUGGAUCGUGGCGCGCCAUGCAAUGGCUGUUGGCUGGAGCGGGCCUCAUAGCCUUGGGGCUUUCGUUUCUAUUGCCGGAGACGAUACAUUCUCGGGGGAUUGACAAGAUCAUCGAAGAGCGCGAAGUUUUGCGACGGACCGCCUCACGGGCCUCUGAAAAGCGGGCAUGCGCAGACAAGAGCGGUAAUGGAUUUGCCCGAUUUUUGCGGUGGAGACGCCGCGUUGCUUGGGUAUGGGUCGAUCCUCUGCGACCCGUGCGUUUGCUAAGAUAUCCAAACGUUCUCGCCAUAAGUUUAAACUCGUCUUUUGUUCUUUUGACAACGUACUGCGUCGUCGUUCCUUUGACGUACACAUUGGGACCACGGUAUGGGAUUACAAAUGACGCUAUCCUUGGUACUCUCUUCCUCGCCCAAGGCGGUGGCAACAUGAUCGGGUCACGUAUCGCAGGGCACAUUUCCGACCGUACUGUUCGCCUAUGGACGGAUAAACGAGGAAAGCGCAUACCGGAAGAUCGGCUGCGCGCCUCGCUGCUUUCGGGGGCCAUCAUCGUGCCCGGAAGUGUCCUUGGAGCCGGUCUGACGAUGCAAUUUUGGACAAGCGCCGGCGGCCUCGCCGUCUCGCUCAUAUUCCUUUUCAUAUCCGGUGUCGGGCUUAUGGGCGUUCUAUCCGUUAGCAACACAUACCUGGUAGAUGUCAUGCAAAAGCGGAGCGCGGAGACCAUAGCGAUUAACAAUUGUAUUCGCUAUAUAUUUGCCGCGGCUGCCUCUGCGGCCGUACUGCCUCUCAUCAAAGCCAUUGGCGUCGCUGCAGCCAACGGCAUCGCAGCUGCCAUUUCACUCAUUGGAUUUGCGUUGACGUUAGCAACCAUCCGAUGGGGAGAAGAGCGGAGAACGCGGGUAGAUGAAGGGGAAGCCGCAGAGCAGCUGUCGGCUGCAGUGGAAAAGGGGGAUGCGCAUGGCGACCAGGGCAUACAACCCAGUCGAAGAACAUCCAUCACGUUGAGGGGAAGCUAAGUCGUGCUGGUCAUAGUAUGCUGUAUGCUGUCUCCGCGUUGUGCCUGUAAGGACUGCCCGAAACCACAGAUCGACAGAUAGAUGAGAAUUCCAUAGCGCAGGUCUGCGCGCCGAUCAAUGAUACAUACUUUUAGCGAC